Molecule: messenger RNA, 1276 nt
Organism: Dendrobium catenatum
Lineage: Eukaryota; Viridiplantae; Streptophyta; Magnoliopsida; Asparagales; Orchidaceae
Product: protein TIC 21, chloroplastic
Exons: 4
Coding region: 97-1041 (314 amino acids)
Source: RefSeq, a predicted model, not a curated record
CACUCUACAUUUUGGCUUGGCGUAUUGCGGGCGUAUUGCGACUAUUGGACUAGGAGUACAAACACAAAUUCGAAGCUCCACUGACCGGCACAGCUGAUGCAGAUGCUGCUGAUUCCCUCGCCGUCGCCGUCGCGUGUAGCGGCGGCUUUCUAUGCUGCUCCUCCACUUUCGCAUCCUCAUUGGGUCGCUCAUUUUCUCAGUUCCACUACCUCCCUGUCCUCCCAUCCUAAUAGUCGACAGAUUCAUCCAUACCCCUCUCUUCUGCCGCGUUCACGUCGGCUUGUGCAAUCGCUUAGCGACACUACCUCUAUGACCUCCCAUUCCCAAAGGCAGCGGAUUCAUCUUUGCCCCUCUCUUGUAUCGCUCUCACACUUGUUUUCCCCCCUCUCUGUACGCGCUGCUCCAGCGUCGGCCCCAACCUCAGGUUACCCUACCGCUGAUGAACAGUCUGAGAUGGCCAAACUCGCCCAGGUUUCCAAGAGAUUAGAGAAUACUUCAAGAUACUUCAAACGGCUGGGCAGUUUUGGUUUUUGGGGACAACUGGUUUGUACUGUUGUUUCAGCGGUAAUAAUAUCAUUCUCCAGCAUCGUUACUGGGAAAGUCACCUCCCCAGUUACGUUUUAUGCUACAGCUGGAGGCAUUGCAGCUGCAUUUGUAUCAGUCUUCUGGUCUUUUGGCUAUAUCCGUCUUUCAGAAAGACUUCGUAAGACAGCCAAUGACCCUACAAAGGCUCCUCCACGUGCUGAUGUGGUAAAAAGUUUGCGAAAUGGCAUAUUUGUUAAUAUUCUCGGAAUGGGUGCUUCAAUUCUUGGCAUGCAAGCUACUGUUGGAUUAUUGGUUGCCAAAGCCCUUACUUCCUCAGCAGUUCCAUACUACCAGGGUAUACCUCCAGGCCAGAGUCCUGUUUUAGCUUUAGAUGUGUUCUUGGUUCAGGCCUCAGCUAACACAAUCCUGUCACAUUUCUUGGGACUCGUUUCUUCCUUGGAGCUGCUGCGUUCAGUUACAUUACCGAAUUUGCAGGGCCUGCCCAUUCAUUCCUGAACUCUCAUCGCUCCUGUCAUUAAGCCAUAUGCUAAGGAUAUUUUGCGUGUUUGCAAGGAGAGUUUCUUUUCUUCCAUUUUCUUUUCUGAUGCUUUGUUUUAUUGAUUGUAGUGAUAAGCCUUCCUCAGAUGUUUCAGAAUAUUAGAGAAAGACUUAGUGUUUGCUUUCAUCAUCGAAUGCUUCUGAUUAGUUAUGCCAUUGAAUAGGCUACCUACUUCAUUGAAGGCCCCAUCAA